Molecule: messenger RNA, 1698 nt
Organism: Candidozyma haemuli
Lineage: Eukaryota; Fungi; Ascomycota; Pichiomycetes; Serinales; Metschnikowiaceae
Exons: 1
Coding region: 1-1698 (565 amino acids)
Biological process (GO): regulation of transcription by RNA polymerase II
Cellular component (GO): Set3 complex
Molecular function (GO): protein binding; transcription corepressor activity
Source: RefSeq, a predicted model, not a curated record
AUGUCCCUCACGAGUUUAGAACUCAACUACCUUAUCUGGAGGUAUCUCCAGGAAAGCGGGUUUGAGCUAGCUGCUUAUGCCCUACAGCAAGGUUCCCACUGUCUUGAAUACGAACAUGAGAAGAACAAAUUAAUAGACUCGAUAGAACCAGGCUGCUUGGUCAACUUAGUUCAGAAAGGCAUUCUUUAUACGUUCGUCGAGGAUGCUGCAGAGGGGAAAAACGAGCGGAUUUCGCUUGUGAAUGCUAUUCUAAAAGAUAACCAAAACCGUGUGGAUAGUGGGCUGGAGAAGGACGCUCUGCGAUUCACGCUAAAGAAAGAUUCUGCUGUUGAAAACGGCUCCAACGAUGUUGAUAUGGAUGCUGAUUCGGCUACGGCUUUGAGCAAUGGCAAGAACGACGCAGAGGCCGAAGAACCAGAGGAAGAAGUUCCCGAGGUCGUCAACUUCUCGACAAAGCUUUUAGCGCCAUCCACAAAGUUUUCCAGCUCUCUAGCUGCUCAAUACCACCCAAGUACUUCCGUGCUAGCGUAUGGCUGUGAUGACUCGACAGCGAAGAUCCUAGCCUUGGAAAAUGGCACCAUCGCAGAAAACGUUACGCUAAAUUAUCCACCACUUAUAAACGGCAAUGACCAGACUCCAUUACCAAACGAAAUAACCACCGUCUCGUGGUCUCCUCUGGGGACCAUGGUCCUUACGGCUGGCAUUAACGGAGAAAUAAGAGCAUGGACUCCUGAUGGCAAACUAAAGAAUAUUGUAAAUACCCCAGUGGACUCCACUAAAGUUGCAGCUCCCCUCCACACCGUUCUGUGGAGUCCGAGAGGCCAAUUCGUGCUUACUAUCGAUACUUCAGCCACUGUGCGUAUAUGGGAAGGAGAUAACCUUACACCUAUUCAAGAGCUCCGAAGCCAGGACAGUCCAAGUUCAACCUGUCUCGAGGCAUGCUGGGUCAGCGAAAACAAGUUUGCAUUAGCCACAUCCAAGAAUGCUAUCAAGAUAAAUUCAGUUAAUCCCCAGGCUCCAUUCGGGUCUGCAGAGUCAGUCGUUACUGUUGGUCUUGUUGCUGGUCACCUUAAUCCAAUAACUAAUCUCACAUUCAGUCCUGUUUCCAAGCUUUUGGCUUCCGCUUCAGAUGUUGACUAUGCCAUCAAGGUAUGGAACAGUCUGUCAUCGCGUGAUGCUUUGGAGCUCAAUGUUUCUACCGAAAACGAGACUGACAUCAGCUACCACACAUCUCCUAUUGUGGGACUUCAUUGGCUCACAGGACCCAGCGACGUUCAAGGCAACGAGCUUCUCUCUGUAUCCAUGGACGGUGUUGUUAAUGUGUGGGAUGCUUUCACAGGAGAAGCCAUCAGAAGCACUAAUAUAUUCAAGAGUCCCGACAGCUACCACUUUGGCGAGGAAAACUCCAUUGACACCAGUAACCCAUUAAUCUUCGCCAGCGCCUUAUCUCAUGACGCUCGCUUUUUGGCCAUUGGUGAUGAUACUGGAAAUGUGACGAUAUGGGAUGUUGCCACGAAACGUUACAGAGGUACAACUACCAGUCUAAGGUGUCUUGGGUUCUUCGAGUUCAAGGAGCAGGAGGACGCCAAAGAUGUGGGCAUAUGCGACAUAGCGUGGGACAGCAAAAAUGAACUACUCACAGUAUGCUACAAAGGUAGCGAGAGUGUGGUGCUUAAGUGGAACGGGUACGAUGAGUGA